AUUUGUUAAUAGUGAAAACACAGACCACAUAAAAAACGCCACUUCCUUGAUCAGGCAUCAAGUAAACUAGCUAUGGCACCACCCUGCCCUAUACUUCGCUCCGCCUCUCAGCCCUCAUUGGUCAAAGCCGCCGCCCGGCAGCCCUGACAUUGGCCAGACCCGGGCACGCCGCAUCCAAUGGGCGGCGGCGCCGGCUUUCCCGCGGCCGUUUGCUCUUCCAGUGGGACGUGGAGGCGGCGGCGGCGGUUGAGGAGCGUAACGGUCGCCGGGCUCCGGCACGACAAUGGCGGCCUUGGGUCCCGGAGGCUACGCGCGGAACGAUGCUGUCGAGAAGCUGCCAUCCGUCACGGUGGGAGUUCCGGCGCGGAGGGGCCAGUGCUCUCCUCCCCCCGCUCCGCCGCUCUGUCUUCGGCGGCGGACACGACUUUCGGCGGCGUCGGAGGACACGGUGCAGAACCGGCUGUGUGGUGGUGAUUUUGAAUCCCAAGGAGAACAAGCAGCAGCAUAUUUUUAACACUGCCAGGAAGUCUCUGAGUGCUCUGGCCUUCUCUCCUGAUGGGAAGUACAUAGUGACGGGGGAGAACGGGCAUAGGCCUGCUGUACGCAUCUGGGAUGUGGAUGAGAAGAGUCAGGUGGCAGAGAUGCUGGGCCACAAGUAUGGCGUGGCCUGUGUGGCCUUCUCCCCCAAUAUGAAGCACAUUGUGUCCAUGGGCUACCAGCACGACAUGGUACUCAACGUCUGGGACUGGAAGAAAGACGUUGUGGUGGCUUCCAACAAGGUAUCGUGCAGGGUCAUUGCCCUCUCCUUCUCUGAGGACAGCAGCUAUUUUGUCACCGUAGGGAAUCGGCACGUGAGGUUCUGGUUCUUGGAAGUCUCCACGGAAGCAAAGGUGACGGGCACAGUGCCCCUCAUCGGGCGCUCAGGCAUCCUGGGUGAGCUGCACAACAACAUCUUCUGUGGUGUGGCCUGCGGCCGGGGCCGGAUGGCCGGCAGUACCUUCUGUGUGUCCUACUCGGGCCUCCUUUGCCAGUUCAACGAGAAGAGGGUGCUGGAGAAGUGGAUCAACCUGAAGGUCUCCUUAUCUUCCUGCCUCUGUGUCAGCCAGGAGCUCAUCUUCUGCGGCUGCACAGAUGGGAUAGUCCGCAUCUUCCAGGCCCACAGCUUGCAAUACCUCGCGAACCUGCCCAAACCACACUACCUUGGGGUGGAUGUGGCCCAGGGCCUGGAGCCCAGCUUCCUCUUCUGCAGGAAGGCAGAAGCAGUCUACCCAGAUACAGUGGCACUCACCUUCGACCCCAUCCAUCAGUGGCUGUCUUGUGUGUAUAAGGACCACAGCAUCUACAUCUGGGAUGUCAAAGACAUCAACAAAGUAGGCAAGAUGUGGUCGGAGCUCUUCCACAGCUCCUACGUCUGGAACGUGGAGGUGUAUCCUGAGUUUGAAGAUCAGAGAGCUUGCCUGCCAUCAGGAUCUUUUCUUACUUGUUCCUCAGACAACACCAUCCGCAUUUGGAACAUGGAUAGCAGCCCUGACUCUCACUGGCAGAAAAAUAUCUUCAGUAACACCCUGCUGAAGGUCGUGUAUGUAGAGAAUGACAUCCAGCACCUGCAGAACAUGUCCCACUUCCCAGACCGGGGGAGUGAAAAUGGGACCCCUAUGGACGUGAAGGCUGGGGUGCGAGUCAUGCAGGUCAGUCCUGAUGGCCAGCACUUGGCUUCCGGAGACCGAAGUGGAAAUCUGAGGAUCCACGAGCUGCACUUCAUGGAUGAGCUGGUCAAGGUGGAGGCCCAUGAUGCCGAGGUGCUGUGCCUGGAGUACUCCAAGCCUGAGACAGGGCUGACCUUGUUGGCCUCGGCCAGUAGGGACCGACUGAUCCACGUGCUGAACGUUGAGAAGAACUACAACCUGGAGCAGACCCUGGACGACCACUCCUCCUCCAUCACGGCCAUCAAGUUCGCUGGCAACAGAGACAUCCAGAUGAUCAGCUGUGGGGCUGACAAGAGCAUCUACUUUCGCAGUGCCCAGCGGACCUUGGAUGGACUACGCUUUGUCCGUACCCACCACGUGGCAGAGAAGACCACCUUGUACGACAUGGACAUUGAUAUCACCCAAAAGUAUGUGGCCGUGGCCUGCCAGGACCGCAAUGUGAGAGUCUACAACACCGUGAGUGGGAAGCAGAGGAAGUGCUACAAGGGCUCCCAGGGGGACGAAGGGUCCCUGCUGAAGGUCCACGUGGACCCCUCAGGCACCUUCCUGGCCACUAGCUGCUCCGACAAAAGCAUCUCAGUGAUUGACUUUUACUCGGGCGAGUGCGUUGCCAAGAUGUUUGGUCACUCAGAAAUCGUUACCGGCAUGAAGUUCACCUACGACUGUCGUCACUUGAUCACGGUAUCCGGAGACAGCUGCGUGUUCAUCUGGCACCUGGGCCCGGAAAUCACUAACUGCAUGAAGCAGCACUUGCUGGAGAUCAACCACCAGGAGCAGCAGCAGCAGCAGAACGUGAAGGAUGGGAUGUGGAGCAACCAGCCCAGGCAGGAGAGCUAUACAUCUGUGCCCAGCGAGAUAUGCUCCUUAAGCCCUGGAGAGCAGACAGAGGAUGAGCUGGAGGAAGAGUGUGAACCGGAAGAGUUGCUGAAGACACCAUCCAAAGAGAGCUUGGACCCAGAUCCUCGAUGUCUGCUGACCAAUGGCAAACUGCCACUCUGGGCAAAGCGGCUGCUAGGAGACGAAGAUGUGGCAGAUGGCUCAGCCUUCCACGCUAAGCGCAGCUACAAGCCACAUGGCCGCUGGGCAGAGCGGGCUGACCAGGAGCCCCUCAAGACCAUCCUGGAUGCCCGGGACCUGGAUUGCUACUUCACCCCCAUGAAGCCCGAGAGCCUGGAGGACUCUAUUCUGGAUACAGUGGAGCCCCAGAGCCUGGCGGCCCUGCUGAGUGAGCCGGAGAGUCCCCAGGAGGUUGGCUGUGGGCAUCCCUCCUUCCUGCCCCUGCAGAGGGAGUCCUCUGAGGACACCGAGCUCAUCAUCUACUCCCUGGAGGCAGAGUUGAUGGUCACAGGGACAGACAGUGAGUACUGCACGAAGGACGUCAAGGGGGAGCUCAGAGACCAGCAAGGUGACUCCUACCUCAGAGUCUCUUCCAUCGGCCCAAAGGAUCAGAGCCCACCUGAGGACUCGGGGGAGUCAGAGGCCGACUUGGAGUGCAGCUUCACCACCACCCACUCUCCCCCUCCACGGCCAGCCCCGGACCCUCGGUUUGACAUGAUGAUGCCCCACAUGCCAGGAUGCCCAGGUACCACAGAAGAGUUACCCCAGCCCGAGGUGCCAGGCAUAUCCGACGGCUCCCUGCCCCAGACCCCUGAGCAGGAGAAGUUCCUCCGCCACCACUUCGAGACGCUUACUGACGCUCACCCCGAGGAGCUCUUCCAUGGAGCCCUGAGAGACUUGGAGGCGUCUGAGUCUGAGGACUUCUUUAAUCCCCGGCUGAGCAUUUCAGCCCAGUUCCUCUCACGCCUCCAGAAGACAUCCAGGUUCACCCACAGCUUCCCUCCUCGGCUGCCCCUACACCUGGUGAAGUCUCCAGAGGUCAAAUUCACAGAGCUUGGGGGCAGCCAGUCCAGAGCAGAGCCUCUGAGUGCAAGCGCUGGCUACACCUCCCCAGGCAGGCCCAGCGUCCUCGCUGGGAGAAAGGCUGAGGAGGCCCAGGAGAGCCUGGAGGCCUGGCGCCCACUGACCCCCUGCCUCCCAGGCCUGGCGCCCCGUGCCCCCUCCUCCUCAGUGCUGCCCAUUGACGGGAAGCCUCCGACACCCACAGCCCUACCCACUCCAGGCCUGGCUCAGGGUGUCCACGGCCCCUCCACACACCCCUACAUGGAGGCCACUGCCAGCUCCCGUGCCAAGAUGCCACGCAGCAUCUCCCUCGAGGACAGUGAAGGCCCUGUGCUGGCUGAGCUGACCAGGCCCCUCCACAGGCCCUCCUCCGUGGGGGAGCUGGCAUCCCUGGGCCAGGAGCUCCAGGCCAUCCCCACCACUGCAGCACCCAGUUCUAACAGCGAGGGCCAAGAACCUGCCUUGUCCUCCUGGGGCAACCAUGAGGCCCGGGCCAGCCUGAAGCUGACCCUGUCGAGCAUCUGUGACAGGCUCUUGCUACCCCCUCCCCCACUGGAACCUUCGGCCACCCAACCCAGUGUCACUGUCACAACAGCCACCUUCCCAGUCCCCAGUCCCAUGGAUGCAAGCUCCCCGAGGCUCCACAAUUCCACCUUUCUCCCAAGGCUCCUGGUCCCUGAGCCCCUCAACACCCCUGCCCACCCCAUCAGCACCCCACUUCCAGAGGCCAGGGCUGGGGUCCCUGGCAGCAUCACCUCCCUCCUGGAGCCCACCCCUGAUGCACUCAGUCUGGUCCAGGGCAGCCCUGGACACUGGGAGGAGCCUGGGGUGCCAGCCAGGGUCCUGCCCCCAGCUCCUCUUGAACUGAGCAGUGUGAGCACCAUCGUGCACAGACUGCAGACUGCCUUCCAAGAAGCCCUGGACCUUUACCACCUGGUGGUCUCCAGUGACCAGGUGAGCACUGAGCAGCAGCGGCAGGCACGGACUGAGCUGGCCUCCACCUUUCUUUGGAUCCAUAACCAGCUAGAGGCCAACGACUGGCUGGUUGGGACUGACGUGGCCCCGGCCCAGGCCCAGCACAGCCUGGGUUCCCCCUCCCCAACUACACUGUGCCCCCUGGCCAGCCCCGAUUUGCAUGCCCUGCUGGAACACUACUCGGAGCUGCUGGUGCAGGCCGUACGGAGGAAGGCACGGGGGGACUGAGGCCUAGAGCCCCCUCUCCACGACAGCCCUGCCACUUCUGAAGAAAUAGGUAUCUUAAGCAAAUAAACUAACAGCUUAGAGGAAUGGUUCCUGGUGCCUGUCGGGGUGCAUGCAUAAAGCCCCCUCAGGUGAUACGGGGAAGGAAGGUGGGGUGGACAGCAGUGGUGUGUUGGACCAGCCCAAGGAACGUGGCUGGAUAAACUUUGGAAGGGAUGAAAUUUGUAUGCAGCAGGUGUUGGCCACCUAGCAUUGUACCCUCACCUGCUCUUCCUCUUCUUAUCUUACCUGGGGGACAUCAGCCCCAGCACCCUGCCUUGUUCCAGAACUCCGUCAGUGGGACCAGCAUUCCCAAGAAAUUUAGGAACUACAGUAAUGAUGACCCCAACACUUGGAUCCCAUGUCAUCCAUCCCUACUGAGCUGCUAUGGGGUCAGUUGGGGUCCUGGCCCAGCUAUUCCCCAAGGAGGGGCCAGCUCUUCCUCCCUGCCCCCCUACUGGUGCCCAAGAACCCACUGGAGCCACUGCCAUCACCAUGUGCCAGACCCUGGCUCCCACGACACACCCUGCCACCCCACUGGUUCGUGGCCCCCAGGCCAAGCCCAGGCUGCAUCCUGUGAGGUCUGGGCUUUUGUCCCCACCUGCAGCCGGGGAAAUUGAGGAGAGACCAGCAAGCUCACUGACCGCACAAUCAAGCAGCAUGCCAGGCCAUCCAGCAGCUGGGACAAGUAAUUCUCUCCCAGCAGGAGGACUCUAUCCAGAUUCAUCCCAUGAGCUCCCAGCUGUGGUACCAGCUUCCCCAAGCAACGGGCAUCUAGCCAUGUGGCAUGUUUGCCAACAAGGCCACUCUGGUGACCACAAAAGCCCCUACUGUCCCAAUUCUCUAUAAAAAGGAAGCUGGCAAGGCAGGGCCCUCUCCUGAAGCACAGCUCCACUGUGCGGCUUGCUGUCGCCUCAACCACCACUUGCCUGAGCCCCUCUCUGCUCUUUCGGGUGGUCAUGGCCCACCAGUAACAGGCUCAGAGAGAUCCAGUCUUACCCCAGAUUCCACACAGCUGAGACUCAAACCUAGGCUUGCCUAGUGGCAGAGCCAGACCCUUCAGCAUAAGGCCACGGCCCUCUGCUGUCUCUGGAAACACACACAUCACAACCAAUUGCGCUGUUUAAAAAAUUCUGCCGGGUACCUGUCUGUUGUACCUGCUGGGGAAAGGGGGAGGAACAAGACAAGCAAAGCAUCUGUCUUCGUGGUGUUAGCCUUCUAGAGAGCAAAACAGGAAUUAAAACAAUAUCUGUGGAACUGUAACUAAGCUGAGGGAGUUCGCUGUGCUGCUUGAUGAGCCAGGGAAGGCCUUUCUGGGGUGACAUUUAAGCUGAGGCCUGAGAGAAGGCACAGGUCAUGUGGACAUCUUGAGAAAGUAUCCGGGCAGACAGAAAAGCCAGUGCAAACACCGCACUGGGGGGAUCAAACAUAUGCGGAAGGAGUGGAGUGAGCUAGGAGAAAGGGUAAGAGAGGAGAUGGGAGGAAGAAUGGGGUUCAAGGGGCAGGGCCUUGUUGCUUCAUGACAUUUAAGUCCAAGAAACAUUCACAACACAAUUUUCACCCCUAAAUAAGAUGCCUGAUCUUGGUAUCUGAGGAGUUGCCGAGUAUUGUUUAUUUCCCAAAGUCCCUCUCCCUGCCCCGCCCCACAGGUUACAGACCCCUAGGGACCAGCUCUUCUUGCCCCUGCCUUGCCUGGCCACAGUCACCGAAGAUCCCUGAGGCAAGGCUUGGCAUCCAGGCCCCUGAACACCCAUCUUGAGCCUUUCCGUCGUGGAAUGU
Ailuropoda melanoleuca (giant panda) is the source of this 6623-nucleotide messenger RNA. It is a transcript of the gene WDR62, whose product is annotated as WD repeat domain 62. The transcript is spliced from 31 exons. Gene Ontology annotation, molecular function: protein binding. NCBI's taxonomy places the organism in Eukaryota, Metazoa, Chordata, Mammalia, Carnivora, Ursidae. The coding region runs from base 321 to 4808 and encodes 1495 amino acids. The record is from RefSeq and is a predicted model, not a curated record.